UUUUGUGAUAACUCACGUGACCCAUAUUCGUCUGCCACCAACGUUAUCCUUGAGUUCUAACUUUCCGCACUUUCCCGCUUUCCGUUCGCGUGGUUCGCGACGUACUAAACCGUUCCGUACGUCGACUUCGUUGGUUUCGUGCUGUUCGUAAAUUAUAAUGGCUGCGAGCAUUAAGAAAGUUGUUAUAUUCGGCUCUACCGGCUUCACUGGUCAGGCAGUUAUUGAUGCUGCGCUCAAACUUGGCUACGAGGUGACCGUUCUGGUGCGGGACUCUGCACGCCUUCCGGCCGGAAAGUCGGUCAAGGUCAUUGUGGGGGAUGUCCUGAGGCAAGAGGCUGUCGAUGAAGCAGUUCAGGGUCAAGAUGCGGUCGUCGUCGUUCUCGGGACCAGGAACGAUCUGAGUCCGACCACCGUAAUGUCCGAAGGCGUGAAGAACGUCUUGACAGCGAUGGGGAAGCACGGUGUCAAACGGAUUUCCUGUUGCCUUUCCUCGUUCCUCUUCUGGGAGCGUGCCAAGGUGCCCCAGAACAUGCUCCCGGUGACCGAGGACCACGACCGCAUGUUCCAGGCGCUCAAGGCCAGCGACAGGGAAUGGGUGGCCGUGUUUCCGCCGCACAUCGCAGACGAGCCGGCGCGUGGGGGCUACAAGCUCGUCAAUGACGCCGCCGUGGGACGAAUCAUCUCCAAGUACGAUCUGGCCGAGAUCCUCGUCAAGGUUUUGACCAUGGACGAACACGUCGGUCACAGAGUCGGGAUUGGAUACCCGUCGGCUUGAGGGAAAAGAGCCGCAAGCUUAACGCCGAAUGACGUACGAGCGUUUGCAAAAUGGCAUACCAGUACUUUACUCAUCGUUUGGGGAGUUUGGCUCGCAAGACUUCUGCCAGGUGGCGUUUUUUUGGUGUCAACGUGGUAUUGGGAAAGUGACUCUUAAAAGUUUUUCAUAACUUUCUUCUUUUUUUUUUUUCUUUUUUUAUCGGAUGAACAAACCUGAUGCAGAAGCAGCAUACAAAAAACUUGAUUUGUCGCUGCAUCUCUAUGCUUGGGCACUUGGCAACUGUAGACUGUAUAAGUUUGUUCGUUGGACUGUGUUUGUUGGCAUCGACAUACCUACGACAACCUUUUUCAUAAUGAUCAAUUUUUGUGAAAGUAAAACAAAGUGCAGAUGCACUGUACUUUAAUUUUUGUUUUGUUUUAUUACUUGGGUUUUCGGCAAAUGUACCUUACACAAUUUUUAAGCUCUUUUUUUGUCGUCAUGUCCGGUAAUAGUGAGUUUCUUCAGGCGUUAUUUUUUUUUCUAUAUUUUGUUGAAAGGUCACUUUUUGUUCGGACAGCAGUGUACAGGAACUUCAGUAGUUGCAGCAAUCUAUAUUGCCCGACUAUUUGGCAAAUUAGUGUUCUGUGUUGUCAAGGUAAUGAAUAUGCAUUGUGUAAUUAUACUUGUUUUCUUAGCCUAGUCUUUUGUUUCUCGUUCUGAGAACAGACUUGUGAUGCAAGCAGUGUAAAGUUGAUAUUAUUGUAUAGAUUUAAUUAUAUAGCCAGUAUUGGAAAAAUGUAGUCUGUGGGACUUUGUCUAAAUUAUUUUUUCAGUCGUUGACAUACUUACGUGGAAGCAUUUUGUAAUUGCAUAGUUCCUUACAUUGAUGUUCCACCUUUCUUCACAUUCCUAUUUGAUAUACAAGGCUAAUGUCUUAUGGUUUACAAGAGAGACACUAUUUUUAUAUUCUUGUGUGGUUUGUACCAGCUGUCUUUGGUUAAUAAUAAAAAGUUACUGCAACCAAAAAUA
This is a messenger RNA of Ixodes scapularis (black-legged tick), 1783 nucleotides long. Its product is annotated as flavin reductase (NADPH). The record is from RefSeq and is a predicted model, not a curated record. The transcript has 5 exons. The coding region runs from base 158 to 775 and encodes 205 amino acids. NCBI's taxonomy places the organism in Eukaryota, Metazoa, Arthropoda, Arachnida, Ixodida, Ixodidae.